AUGCCGCCAGGCCCAAUUAUUCCCAAACCAAGCAGCACUCAGACUCUCCACAAGUACAUACUUCAGGUCGGUCGAUCACAUUCAGACCGGCUAAGCGGCUACCAUCACCUUUACGACGCCCAUUAG
Molecule: messenger RNA, 126 nt
Organism: Fusarium venenatum
Lineage: Eukaryota; Fungi; Ascomycota; Sordariomycetes; Hypocreales; Nectriaceae
Source: RefSeq, a predicted model, not a curated record